AUGGCGUUUUCAUUCGGCACACCCGCGGCAUCGCAGCCCGCUGCAAGCUCGAGCGGCACAUCCGGCUUCUCGUUUGGACAGACACCAGCACAGCAGCAGCAGCAGAACAAGCCUGCUUCGGGCGGCUUCUCCUUCGGCACACCCGCAUCGCAACCACAGGCCCAAGUCGGCGCACCCGCCGCACCAGCCACGUCGAGCGGAGGUCUCUUUGGCGGAUUCGGCAGCUCGCAGCCCGCGGCCGCUGCUAGCUCGAAUGCGGCAGCACCUGGCACACAGGCUGCUGCAUCUACAGGUGGACUCUUUUCCUUCGGCGCCAAGCCCGCUGGCCUGACCACAUCACAGCCUCAGCAACAGCCAGCAGCUGGAGCCACAUCCACAUUUGGCUCUGGGACAGGCGGGCUAUUUGGAAGCACCAACACGCAGACCAACACAGCAGGAUCCGGCUUUUCGUUCGGCGCACAAAAUAACACAGCAUCACAACCACAGCAGCGGCAGCAGCAAUCGACCACGUCGCUGUUCGGCGCGCCGGCUUCGUCAUUCGCAACCACGAGCGCGCAGCAGCCCGUCGCGCAGACGCAAUUCUCCGCUCAGCCGCAACAGCAACAGCAGGGCAUGGCUGCUCAGCCGGACAAGAAGCUCGGCGUCAGUCUCUCGGCCAAGCUCGAGCAGAUCCGCGCCGCGUGGGACACCAACAAUGCUGCCGGCUGUCGAUUCGCCUACUACUUCUAUAACAAUGCCGGCAACGCGCAGAACCUCAAGAUGAUCCAAGGAAGGCGGCCGGAUGCAAUUGGACCGAUGCACGACCAGCUCUGGACGGCUGCUGUGCGCGAGAAUCCGGAUCCCAACCGUCUGUACCCCGUACUGGCUCUUGGCUUCAACGAUCUCAAGAAGCGUAUCGAGUCCCAGGCGCGCGAGGCGCAGCGUCAGCGCGCACUGCUCGCCACACUCGCCCAGCGGCUUUCCGCGCUCGAGCAGAAGCACUCACUUUCCAACUCGGUGCGCACGCAGGCGGCACAGAGUCGCCAGGCGCAGCUCCACCACCGCCUCAUCGGGCUUGCGGCCAAGACGCAGCUGUUGAUUCCCGUGCUGCGCGGCAAGAGCAUCAGUCCGGAGGAGGAGCGCCUGAUGGCCGUGCUCGAAGCAUGCGAGGCCGAAAUCACGGGCUCGUCCAAUGCGCUCGCAUCGCGCUCGCUCGCUCUCACACCGGCUUCCAACGGCGGCGCAGCGUCGAGCGGCUCGGCGGGCAUGCACGCUACGCCGGUGCAGCACGCGCGCUUGCGCGCCAGGAUCAACGAGCUCUGGGCGCAGCUCGGCGUCAUUCGUGCGCGCCGCGAGAUGCUCGCGCGCGAGGGAAGGAGCGCCACCACUGAGUGGGCCGUCGUCGACCAGUCCGGCCUCGACAACGUCACGCGCAUCCUUGCACAGCAGCAGCAGGGCCUCAACCACCUCAGCUCCACGCUCGAAGCAGACACAAAGACCAUGGACACCAUCACCACCGGCCUCACCGGCGUCAAGCUCGUCGGCGUCUCAAGAUGA
Molecule: messenger RNA, 1536 nt
Organism: Moesziomyces aphidis
Lineage: Eukaryota; Fungi; Basidiomycota; Ustilaginomycetes; Ustilaginales; Ustilaginaceae
Source: the annotation of a GenBank genome assembly